CCAAAUGUCAAGCGCAUAUGUGCACACACAUAGAUACUCGUAGAAAAGAAACCGAACGCAGCUUAAGGGACAUACGAAGCACUUUUUCCGAUGAACGAUCUAGCAAGAGAAGAAAGAAGAAGAAGAAGAAGACGAAGGAGGAGGUGGAAAAGACGGAGAGCGCGAGCAAUGACUGUGUGCAAAAUGUCUACCACUGAGCAGUUGUGGUAGUAGUGAGCUGUGUGCCAUCAACGCAAACGUACGACUUUCUACACACGUUCUACUUCACUGUUUUACUUCAUUUUUUUUGUCUUUAUAUGACAAAAAAAAUCAAAAAAAGACAUUUUCACAAAAAAUAAUUGAUUCAUUUAGUACAAAAACGAGGCAAGUCAAUUUUAGCUUGCUUAAUUGCAAAACAAAGAACAUUUAGAUAUAAUUGUAUUGUGUGUAAUUCUGAGAGUUCUAACUAAAGAACGGAUUUUGGUGCAAGAUUAAGUGAAUUUUUAAUUUGAUUCAGUGACGAAGCGUCAUGUCAAAUACAAUUCCAAAUAUCGGUGAUAUCAAUUCACAGCACAAUAAGCAAUUGAACACAUUCCACGCGCCAUCAUUCGGUGACGACGAUUUCGACGUGAGUUCGAUGCAAAUGAUGCAACAAACACAUCAAAUGGAUCAGUAUCAUCCAAUGCCAAUACCCCCACAACAAAUGCAAGACCAACAAUAUAUGUGGCAACAGCAGCAGGAAGCUAAUCAGAGAAAUUUUGCGGCACCCCCCAGCAACAUGAACAUGGCAAUGUACAAUAGCCCGAUGAUGGAUCCGCAAAUGCACUAUCUAAAUGGAGACCCAGUUUAUAAUCAUCAGGGCCAGCCCCCAAAUCAUAAUCACAUGCAGCAAAUGCAGCCCCGUCCAGUACCAGCCCAGGGUCCGCCACCACAACAAAUGCAUUACCAACCAACACAACAGUCGCAGGAUCAAAUGCUAAUGAUGCCUCCACCCUAUAAGUCGCCACCAAUGAAUGCACAACCACCACAAUCACAAAUUAUGAGCAGCCCAACGGCUCAUCAAAUCAAUCAGUCUCCGCAUUAUGGCGUCCCUACAGAAAACGGUACAACUAGUGAAGAUAGCGAUGGUAGUGUUAAUACAUUGAAACGACCUUCGCCCGAACCAUUGAACGAAUCACCAUCGAAAGGUGGAAAGGCGUCAGCGACGGCACCGAAAAAACCGAAGCCACCGCGAAAGAAGAAGAAGAAAGAUCCAAAUGAACCAACGAAACCCGUAUCAGCGUAUGCAUUAUUCUUUCGUGAUACACAAGCAGCUAUCAAAGGGCAAAAUCCAAAUGCCUCAUUUGGUGAAGUAUCGACAAUAGUGGCAUCAAUGUGGGAUGGUUUGGCACACGAGCACAAGGAGGUGUACAAGAAGAAAACGGAAGUGGCUAAGAAGGAGUAUUUGAAAACGUUGGCCGUAUAUCGUGCAAGCAUUGUAUCCAAAGGCAAUGAUGUUGAUUCAAAUAAACCAUCAACACCGACUGGUACCAUAUCGCCCCAGAAUCAAUCGGUUCAACAGGCGAACAGUACGCAGCAAUCGCCUCAGAGUCUUCCAAAUCCACAAGCAUCGACUCAACAACAACAACAGCAACAACAAUCAUCGCAGGUGAAGCCAAACUCACCGAUUCAGCCCCAGUUAUCAAAUCAGCCAAAUGCAAAUAUGAAUCAACAACCGUAUUUAACACCACAGCAGCAGCAGCAACAACAACAACAGCAACAGCACCAGCAACAACAGGCUGGACAACAAACGUCUAUGCCACCUCAAUCGUCGCCAUAUCAACAAACAUACAACCCUCCUACGAAUGCAUACAAAUCGCCACCGAAUCCAAAUCAAAUCGAUUACAAUAGUAUGAAUAUGUCAAUGCCCCACAAUCAAUUGUCGCCAAUUCAUCAAAACGUUCCACAAAAUCAUCAAAUGCAAAUGCAACACAUGGGACAUCCACAGCAGCAAGUUCCAAUGGUUCGAUACGGUUAUGAGCAGCAAGGGCCACCACCACAGCAAGGGCCACCGCAACAGCCACCACCGCCACCACACAAUAUCCCAAUGGAUCCGUACAGUUCGUCACCAAAUCAUGGGAAUCUACAGCAGCAGCCACCGCCACCAAUGCAUCAGAUCCCAACACACCAUCAGCCCUAUGGAAGUGAAGGUGGUUACAACAUUCAUGCAAAUGAUGUUAGCAAUCAAAAUUUUAAUUCAUUCCAAUUAAAUCAACAGCCCACAACUACUAUGGUUCUACACAAUAUGCCACCCAACCAAUUGCAGGAAAUGCAAACGGCAACACCUAUGCCCCAGCAAUGCAUACGAGCUGGAUGUCAAAAUACGGCCAUUGCGCACAAGGACUGGGAAGAUGAAUACUGCUCCAAUCACUGCGUGGUUUUGCACUGUAGAAACGUUUUCUCAAAUUGGGUGCAAUCGAAUAAUGCUACAUCGAUCAACCCGCAACAGAACUUUUCUGUGAAAUAGUGUCAUCAUUGAAAUCAUCUCGUGUGUCAUAGCCUAGCUGACUACAAGAGAGGAAAACUUCUAUACCAUUACAAAACAAACAAACACACAAAAAAAAAUUACGCAAAACAAAACAAAUCAAGAGGGGAAAAAAAGAGAAAAACACGUACACAACUUCUUUGAUGUGAGAGAAUGAUCGAAAUUGUCGACGAUUUAGCGCAACUUGAACGUAUCAAUAUUUAUGGCCAUUGCAAUAAUACGAAUGAAGCAUACACUGACAACCAUUAAAAUCCACACCGCUGUCUUCUGUCUUUCUUUUUCAUUCUCUCUCACUCUCUGGUUGGUACAUUUGUCGCGUUUUUUCCUUCUUUUCUUUUUAUUUGAACCUGCUUCAUUCGGAAAACUGUAAAAAGAAUUCUCGUUUUUUUGUAUCAUGUUUUUGUUGAUCAUAGUCGUACACUGUGUGCUACAAAUUCGCAUUAUUGUGCUAUUGCCAACCUAAAUAAAUAAAUAAAAAACUACAUAGCAGUGCAUCACAUCACAUCGGAGAAGACAACUACUUCAACGAAGAUUGUUGCACCGUAACAAAAAAAAAAACAAAACGUUAAACUAUCCAUUUUAUCGACAAAAAUAUUUAAGGAUUUUUAAGAAAUAUUGUAAUUUUCUUAAUAAAAAUUAUUAUUAUAAUUGAAUAGCAAUUAAUCUCAAA
Molecule: messenger RNA, 3173 nt
Organism: Sitodiplosis mosellana (orange wheat blossom midge)
Lineage: Eukaryota; Metazoa; Arthropoda; Insecta; Diptera; Cecidomyiidae
Product: TOX high mobility group box family member 4-like
Exons: 5
Coding region: 509-2485 (658 amino acids)
Biological process (GO): regulation of transcription by RNA polymerase II
Cellular component (GO): nucleus
Molecular function (GO): chromatin DNA binding
Source: RefSeq, a predicted model, not a curated record